AUGUAUUCUUUCAAAGCCUUCACUCUAUUGAGCACGCUGCUUCUGGCUGGGGUUGGGAGUGCGAGGUUGAGUACGACUAUCGGUCUUGAGACAGACGAAGGCAGCCACUCGGUUCAGAUCCCCUUCGAUGACUGUACUCAGGUUGGGCAGUUUGAAGUUCGAGGCGUGUUCCUCUCAAAGACGUGUCGUCUUUUCACUGGAGUAGGCUGCACCGGACGAAACACCCUCCUGCAGCCUGGUGAACAUACCUCGUCGGAGCCGGUUUAUGUCGAUAGUGUGCUGUGCUACCCGUGA
Messenger RNA from Aspergillus luchuensis, 294 nucleotides. RefSeq lists its product as uncharacterized. The transcript is spliced from 4 exons. The record is from RefSeq and is a predicted model, not a curated record. Lineage: Eukaryota; Fungi; Ascomycota; Eurotiomycetes; Eurotiales; Aspergillaceae. The coding region runs from base 1 to 294 and encodes 97 amino acids.